Molecule: messenger RNA, 630 nt
Organism: Ilex paraguariensis (yerba mate)
Lineage: Eukaryota; Viridiplantae; Streptophyta; Magnoliopsida; Aquifoliales; Aquifoliaceae
Source: the annotation of a GenBank genome assembly
AUGUCUGCUUCAGAGAUGGCUUGCACCUACGCUUCUUUGAUCCUUCAUGAUGAUGGGAUCGCUGUCACUGGGGAGAAGAUUGCUGCGCUCUUGAAAGCCGCGAAUGUGAGUGUGGAGUCGUAUUGGCCCAGUCUCUUUGCGAAGCUAUGUGAGAAGAAGAACAUUGAUGACCUCAUCUUGAACGUUGGAUCUGGUGGAGUUGCUGCUCCUGUUGCCGCUGCUGCACCAGGAGCUGCCGCGGCUCCUGCCGCCGCUGCUGUUGAGGAGAAGAAGGAAGAACUGAAUGUGGAAAGCGAAGAUGAUUUGAGAGCAAUUUUCAGUGAAACAACAACCAUGUUGACGUCGAUAUUCACUGCUUUUGAUGUCGUCUGUGCUGGGUAUUUUGGCCAUAAGAUCGGCCUUUCUUGGGCUCCAAGAAAAGAGGAAAUCGAAAAACCACAAGGUUUUGUUGUUUCUGAUCAGGAUUGCAAGGUACCUUGGAUGUCGUUAAUGGAGGAUGCGAAAAAGGGUAAGGAAGAAACUUCGUCACCACCACCAUCACAGGUUGAUAAGCCACGCCAGCAGAGGAGGCCGAGGUUCGCUCCGGAGUAUGACGGCGUGCACUGUUUUGAGACCAUCAUCCCAUGCUAA